AUGUUUUCAAAAAGCAAGGAUAACAAGGAAGAUUAUAAGGCCGUCAAGUGUAAGGUAGAACCAUCUAACUUGGCCUUGUUGUCUCCCCUAGUUUUAGGAGGUGCCAUAUUGAAUGAACAAUAUACCGAUGAGCCAGAAUCUAUACCAUUGGAGGACAUGAUCAGAUACGCAUUCUCGCAUGGUAUAAAUGCAAUUGACACUUCCCCAUAUUACGGACCUAGUGAGGUCCUUUAUGGUAAGGCAUUGACCAGUCUAAAAAAUGAAUUUCCUAGAAGUACCUAUUUCAUAUGUACCAAAGUCGGGCGCAUUAGUGCCGAUGAAUUCAAUUAUUCCAAAGAGUUUGUAAGAUUUAGUGUUCUCAGAUCGUGUAAAAGGUUAGACACUGCGUACCUUGAUCUCGUUUACUUGCACGAUGUGGAAUUUGUUUCAUUGCCACACAUUUUAGAGGCACUCAAGGAAUUGAGGAUCUUAAAAAAUGAAGGAAUCAUCAAAAAUAUUGGCGUAUCGGGUUAUCCAAUCGAUUUCAUCACUUGGCUAGCUGAACAUUGUUCUAUCAAGGAAACCGAUGUCGGCUCAUUGGACGCAGUACUAUCGUACUGUAACUUGAAUUUACAAAAUAACAAACUCCUGGACUUUCGAGAAAGACUAUUGUGUAACGCUAAACUGAAGAUGAUUUGCAAUGCAUCCAUAUUGAGCAUGUCGCUUCUAAGGUCGCAGGAAACAAGGAAGUUUCAUCCAUGUUCCCACGAAUUGAGGGAAUGUGCAUCCAAGGCUGCCAAAUAUUGCCAAGAACAAAAUGUCGAUCUAGCAGACUUAGCGACCAGAUAUGCGGUUUCAGAAUGGAUGGGAAAAGGCCCAGUCGUUCUUGGAGUGAGUAGCAUGAAAGAAUUAAAACUUGCUCUGGACAACUACAAAAAUGUGGAAUCAAACGGCAACAAAUUGUCUCCCAGGGACAAAAAACUAGUGGAUUUUAUCCAGAAGAAUAUUUUCAAAGGUCAUUUUAAUGAAGUAUGGUCGUCCGGAAUCCCUCAUCCAGAAAUUAUCAAAUCUUCCUGA
Messenger RNA from Saccharomyces mikatae IFO 1815, 1056 nucleotides. It is a transcript of the gene ARA2, whose product is annotated as D-arabinose 1-dehydrogenase (NAD(P)(+)) ARA2. The record is from RefSeq and is a predicted model, not a curated record. The coding region runs from base 1 to 1056 and encodes 351 amino acids. Gene Ontology annotation, cellular component: cytosol. Gene Ontology annotation, biological process: dehydro-D-arabinono-1,4-lactone biosynthetic process. Gene Ontology annotation, molecular function: D-arabinose 1-dehydrogenase [NAD(P)+] activity. The transcript has a single exon. Lineage: Eukaryota; Fungi; Ascomycota; Saccharomycetes; Saccharomycetales; Saccharomycetaceae.